UAGUUUCUGCUCGGCAGUCAUGGAGGACAUUGCUCUGUGCGGGGUGAGCGCGUGCCUAGUGAUAAUUGCCGAUGAAGAUGGAAGAAACAGAAAACGCAAACGUUGGUGGUGUCGCGAUUUGUUUGAGGAGGGGCCGAGAUUUGCUGUUGGACUAUUGGAUAAAUUGAAACUGAACGACGCCACGGGUUUCACAAAUUUCACCCGCCUAACACCUACAGAUUUCGAAGAGUUACUUCUGAUGGUCGGAGGGCAAAUAAUGAAACAGGACACCAAAUUUAGAGAAACAAUACCAGCGUCUGUUCGACUUGGUGUCACACUGCGAUUCCUUGCAAGUGGAGACUCCUUCGCAAGCCUCAUGUACACAUUCAGGAUAUCAAAACAGGCAAUAUCACAAAUAGUCCCAGAAGUUUGCGAAGCAAUUAUUUCAGCACUGAAACAAUAUGUGAAGAAACCAUCUUCCGAAGCUGAAUGGAGAAUUGUUGCUAAUGACUUCGAGACAAGAUGGAAUUUUCCACACUGCUUAGGGAGCAUUGAUGGCAAGCACAUUCAGAUGAUUGCACCUGCCCAUAGCGGCAGUUUGUAUUACAACUACAAAAACACCUUUAGUAUAGUGUUGCUUGGUGUUGCAGAUGGUAACUACAACUUUUUGUACGCUGAUGUUGGGUGUCAAGGCCGCAUUUCUGACGGGGGUGUUUUUAAGUUCACCUCAUUGUAUAAUACCCUAGAGAACAAUUCGGCACAUGUACCCAGUGUUGAGGCAUUACCAGGUAGAACGGAGCCGGUACCGUAUGUUCUAGUAGGAGAUGACGCUUUUGCUAUGUCCUCAUACUUGAUGAAACCAUACCCUGGUCGUGCAUUAGACAUCCCUAAACGAGUGUUCAACUACAGACUAAGUAGAGCUCGAAGGAUCAUAGAAAAUGUGUUUGGAAUAAUGUCAUGUAAAUUCAGAGUGUUUCUUAAGCCCAUUGCUUUACAACCAUGUAAAGUUGAAUCUGUGGUUUUAGCAUGCAUAUAUUUGCACAACUUUUUACGCAGGAAUUCUGUUUCAAGACAGAGCUACACGCCUCCUGGAAGUUUCGACUCUUGUGACACAGAUGGCAAUAUGAUAGCAGGAUCUUGGAGAAGAGACAUCAAUGAAUGUGAUCGUUUGUUGGAUUUGAUGCAUGUUCCACGAAGAGCUUCGGAUAACUUACAUAAAAUCCGUGAUGAAUUUUGCAGCUAUUUUGUUUCUGAACAGGGAACUGUGCCUUGGCAGUAUGACGCCAUAAUCUAAUAUCGUAGAUCAUGUGUACAAUAGCUAAUCACAGACUAAAGUUCAAUAGCAUACCUAUCUAAUACAAUGUUAGUUAAUCUUUUGCUCGUAAUUGACAGUAUCAGAAUGUUUUAGUAUACCUAAUACAUACAUUUUCUUUAUAAUUAUUAACAGCAAAUUAGUUUUGUGGGUAACUGCUAUAAAUACAAUAUGCAACAAUAUGUAGCUAACUGUAAUUGAAAUGUUCAAUAAACUAUUAUUCACUUAC
This is a messenger RNA of Portunus trituberculatus (swimming crab), 1520 nucleotides long. RefSeq names its product protein ALP1-like. Lineage: Eukaryota; Metazoa; Arthropoda; Malacostraca; Decapoda; Portunidae. The transcript is spliced from 2 exons. Bases 20 to 1273 code for a protein of 417 amino acids. The record is from RefSeq and is a predicted model, not a curated record.